AUGAGUGAUUUAGCGGCAAAUGUAUGUUUUGACGCCUUAUCCGUGCUGCACAAUGUACAACUCGUUGAGAACGUGUGCAGCCUCUGUGGGGCUUCCCAUUACACCCAGAACUGCCCAGAGUAUGCCAAGGGAGAUCACGUUAAGGAUAAGCCCUCGCUUAACCUCUCAAGGUCGUCGGUUCCGAAUGGCCUGCUGAUAAUGGACACCGAGGAGGGCAGUUGUGUCGUCACGUCGCAAAAGUUCGCCAAAGGCACCCGGUUCGGUCCGUUGCUGGCCCAAAAGUCGUACGUUCCGGUGAAGAAUAUUCCAUUUCCGCUCGUUCUGUUUGCCGGCCCGUACUACCAGCAGGACGAGUACAGUAGCGAUUUGCAGGCCCUAUUUAGCAGCACUCGCAACAUUUACCUCGAUACCAGGAACGAGAGCAGGUGCAACUGGAUGAUACAUGUCAGCUUGGCGCGAUUCUCCAACGAACAGAACCUCAUUUGCUAUCAGGAAAAUGACGAAAUUUUCUACACCGCUGUGAAGGAUAUUGAACUGGGAGACAUCCUGAGGGUGUGGUAUUCACGCAAUUACGCCGCCAAGAUCGGAGCCACACUCUUGGAUCCCGGUCCGUACGACAUUUGCGGUAACAUUCUUCAUUCGGUCAGUAUGGAUUAUGGGCUCGAAUUAGAGAAGAACCAAGCAAGCAAUUUCUCACUGGAUGAGUAUAAUCGUGCCAUCGCACAGGGCACUGUUGACAGCUGUGGCUUCUCCGGCAACGGGUGCAAUUCAACAGUCCCGAACAGUGACGCUGGGAGUGGAAGUAGGAGUACUAGCAGCAUAGGAUUGCCGCAAGGACAUCCAGGGAGUCCUUGCACGUCCAGUAUGAUGCUUCCUGCCUCGUACAAUGAACAAACUUGCUUGGGAGACGGUUUAGGAGCUGGUGGCUCCCGAGACACGAUAGAUAUUGAUAGCAACAAUAACAGCAGCAGCUUCUGCAUGGGUGCCGAUAAUGACACGAUCGUCGUUAAGCGAGGCAUCAGAUCGCCUGCAUCGACAAGCAUGGCAUAUGACACGGUGUCUUUGCCACCGAUCGAUAGCAUAAUGAAAACAACUUCGCCAAAAUAUUCCACCACGUCGUCGCAGCAGCACAUGUUUGAUAUGGAUCUGCUGGGGACGGGAAUAUCAACUAAUGUGCCUGAUUUGGAAGAUGAUUUUUUCAAUCCUUCCUCGCUCAUGCAUGCUAGUCACCAAGAGAUGCAACAUCAUCACGACGAGUUCCUUCAAUAUCACCAUAAUCAGCAACACCAGCACAAUGCGUCACAGCAGCAUGGGGGAAUGAUGGCUACGGACACAUCCCCCGAGCUGCGACUUUCGCGUCCUGCUGGAUACGCAACGGAGCAAAAUCCGUCUGUACAAACUCACUUCCAACAGCCACAAACUCAUCAGCCGCAAGGACCAACUGCGACAUUUACAACGGAGUAUCAGUGUCUAGCGAACGAUACGUUGAGUCCGGCGGAUCUUAUCAACAUUUCUCUAGGUGCCAGUGACAUUAAUAUAUCGUUCGAACCGGAUUUUGGCGACGCCGGUGGUGUCAAUGAAUUAGUGGACGAAGGUGGCCACCAUCUGCUAAGCUAUGAAGGAGUAAAUGACGACGUCGACGGAACGUCGUUUGGUGACGGCAGUGGGUUCGAUCUACUGACAACUACAAACUCGGCGCUCGAAAAUGGUGGUUUGAUGGAAAAACUGCACAGCCGAUUUUCCUCCUCAUCCGACUCGCUUAUCACACUAAAUGACGCUGGUCUUGGAGGUACCGCUAUCACACCCACGCCACCAUCGCUGGGCCCGUCGAGCAGCGUCGGUUUAGAGACGGAAGCGGACAAGAAGUACGUGUGUGAGGUGUGCCUUCGCAAGUACAUGACCAAAUCGAAUCUUGAUAAGCACGUGCGUAAGCACAACCUCUAUUUGUGCGUGUUUUGCAUGAAGCUCUUCCAGCAGGCAGAUGAGCUGAAGGAGCACGAGUGCUUCGAGCGGAAGUCGAAAACCGCCUACCUCCACUGUCCGAAGUGUUUGAAAGUCCUGUCGAAUUCCUGGUCCCUUCAAAGACACAUGAAGAUUCACAAAGAUCUCACGCAGGACGAAUCGGCCAUGGUAGCCACGGUAUCGGCAGCUGAAGAGCUGGGCAAGCUGGUCGAAGAAGCAACAAGCACACCGAAAUUAUUGCCCGCAGCGUACGAAGAUCUCUCGAAUCCCACGCCCAUCGAAGAUCUGAAACCAAGCAUCGAUUCGAUGGAGGGAGCUGAAACUAUGACACUGCUGACAACGCCUAAUGAUGGCGGUGUUCUCGACAAUGAGCUGAGUAUGCAACACCAUCAACACCAGCCGUUGCUGACGGAGUCUGAAAUAAAGAAAGAGCCCAUCUUUGGAAAGGCUGGCUCGCCUCCCGAAUCUCCGAUACCCUCGGUGGCACCAAUUAUGCCAAAUCUCAGCACCAUCAUACCGAUAACGAAUAUGAGCUCGAGCCAGGAUAUGAUGACAAACGUGCAGGCUGCAAAUGGAAAGCAGCUUUACAAGUGCAUCGUGUGUUCUAAGCUGUUUAAAAAUCCUAAUGCCCUCGAGAAACACUUGCGGAAAGUCCACACGGUCUACACCGUCUCGAAUGAUUACAAAUCGGAGAAAAAGGUGUUGAGCCAACUGAACCAGAAGAAAACUUCGCCGAUUAAACCGGCUAUUGCCAAAGCGCUAGCGACAAAACUGUCACAGAAGAGCAAGAAACAGGAAGAAAUGGCGGCUGCUGCUGCAGCGGCUGCCGCUGCUGCUGCAGCUGCUGCUUCCGCAGCCCCAACGGUAACCAUGUCCGUCGAGCAAAUUCCGGAUGUGAAUGGUUCCAUAAGAAGCGCUACGAAAGCCCAUUUGAUUAGUCCAACGGCGCAUGUGGCUUUGGCUGUAUCAUCACCAUCUUUGUUGAAGGACCACGGAUCGCUAGUAUCCCAGACUAGGCCGUAUAACAAAAAGAAGCACACGUCUAGUGGCAUAAAUGACGGUGGCAAGAGCACAUACAACGGCGUUUACAGUGGCCAUGUCACUGUUCCUAUUUCCGGAGCACAGAUUUUGGGCAUCAAUAACACGAUUUCCAAUGUUAGAACAUCCGAUCAGCUACUGCCGUGCAGUGCUGCGGAACUAAGCACCGUACCGCAAGACGCGGCAGCAAUUUCCAACGGAAUCGCUGCCAGUUCUUCGGCGAUUUCAUCAUCUUCAUCCUCCAAAUCGCACAGCAUCAUCAUUAUUUCCAACGUAGAACUAACCAACAACAAUCGGAUCGAUACUAGUCAAUUGUUUCUCAACCAAAGUGCACCCCCCGGCAUCGGAACUAACAGCAACGGAGGCUUAAGCGCUUUGGGAAAUAAAAUCGAUCUAAAAGUAUUAAACCCCACGGAUAAACUUCCGAAACUGGUGCCUAUUUCUAGUCACCACCAUCAUCAUCACCAUCAGCUGCAGCAUCAUCAUCAUCAGCAGCAGCAGCAGCAUAUCGUUGGAACAGGAAUAAAUGGUACAGCCACUUUGCAGCUUACCGGGACUACCAUAAUGGUCCCCACGAAUAUGACGCCUACUCAGGCUGGAAACAAAAAUGAGAAUGCUGGCAUUUCUACCGAAUCCGGAGCAUUGUCCGACGGAGCACUAUUUCACAACAGCAACGCGAAACCAUCACCAUCUUCCUCACUGAUUGCGCAUAAUUCCGCGCUGCUAACACUAUCUACCGUUCCAGCAUGUGAUUCAAACGGUGCUCUCGAAGCUAGAGUUUUGGAGGAUGUUAGUCUUGAUGAUAGGUGCCAGGCGGUCGACAAAAACAACGUAUAUGCCAACAAGGGGGAUCUAUCUAACGAACGCGAUUGCGCAAUAACCACUGACGAGUCCAGCAUCGCGGCCUCGUCGCAAACUUUUCCCUGUGACGAGUGUGACCGAGUGUUUUCAAAGAACUAUCAGUUGAAGCGACACAUGGAAAUUCAUGACAGCGUUUACUAUACCUGUCCAUACUGUGAUCGCGGACCAUUGAAAGCGAAAGCAUCACUUCGCAAGCACCUGUAUAACUCCCAUGCUGAUCGUGCGCCGCCCAAAGAACAGAUGAAUAAAUUCAUCUCCACCCUUGUGGUGACUGAUGAAAACGUUUUACGAGAGCUGGCUAUGAAAAAUGAGCGGAAAAUACGCAACAAGAGUGCAAAAAUGCAAGUUAAACUUAUGCAGCAACAGCAGCUUCAGCAACAACAUCAGCAGCAGCAGUUACCAGGACAUCGAGAAGUACUGGUUUCUCCAAAUUCGUUGUCAGUUAGCGGAAAUUUGCAAUGCACUUCUCCGGAGGUCAUUGAGACGGGCGUUGGUAUGAUGAUGUACGAACAUGAAAUGUCGGAAUCGGUAUUGAGUGAGCACGGAGACGACAUGCUUUCAUUCAAAGCCAUUUUCCCCCCAGACGACGGAAGCAUUGAUGAAUCUUCGAUCGAUCAGAUUGAUCAGAUGGUAUUGGAAAAUUGCGAUCAGAGCAGCACUUGCAGCAGUAAUACGACCACGCAUCUCGUGAUGAGUGCCGGAACAGCCAACCAUCCGGAAUUCGAGGAUAAAAAACGCAAGGCAUGCACUGAAGUCAGGGAUCUUCAUCGGCUGCAACAGUUGAGCCAAACGCACGCUUUAAAUCCAUCCAUGGGAAGUCCGUUAGGAAGAAAAUCCAUCAAUGAGGAGCCCCUGAAUAUCAACGAAUGCAAGCGAAUGAAGAUCCACCACUCGUCCUCUGUAGUCGUGCCAGCAUCGAGCAGAAAUAAUCAAUUGAACAGUACUGUCACCAGUGGCACGAUCGCAGAAGAAGUCUACAUGAGUGAAUCAUCGCGAGAACACAUGCUGACACCCAAUCAUCUUAACAGCAGCACUAAUGCCUCAGUGUCUAUGGCUUCCUCCAAUAGUACGGGCACCGCGCUUCGUUAUUUGCGCAAAAAUCAGCAUGGCUCUUUAGCUUCGUCGUCUUGCGCUAACGCUAGCAUAGGAACGCUCGAGGUACCUGCGUCUAGCGCAUCAUUCUCAAACACAGCACAAAACGGAGCGCACCAUGGCACCCAGUCCCAGUCCCAGUACCAUCAACAUGCUAGUAGCGCACUCGAUGGUACCGGGCAGCUCAACCUGGACAGUUUGUUCGGUAACAUAUCCAUCGACAAUUAUGAGUUUGAUGACAAUGCCACCAUUCAAUCGUUUAGCUUGAUUGAGGAAAAGUUUAAAACAUCCUUCGAUCAGAUCCAGGAGAAACUUGACGCAGAGCUACCGUUUGACCAGGAGCAGAUAAAAUGGCAAAACAACAUCAUGGCCAAUGAUUCAUCGAGUGAAAUCGGCGACAAGCUGUUGACUGGUGAAGGAAACAUUAUGCUUAUAUAACUAAUUUAAAGAUUCCUCUUUUGGGUUUACACAAUAAGUAGAAGCACGUAGCGCGUGUGGAGAACGAGUCAAAAAUUCUUUCCACUAUUUGGCCGCUUUCCCGCCGAAAUGGUUUUUAACCUUUGUUAAAUUGUUUAAACAAUAUCUUUAUCAUUACUAUCAUGAUAAUUAUCAAGCUUUUAAAUUAUUUCUGGCACAUGGCGUAUUUAUUUACUUGCGCGCUCUAUUUAUUUAAAAUAUUUAUUCAAUUUGUUCAUGUUCGAAUGCGGCUCAUGCUUUCGUAUUUGG
Anopheles nili is the source of this 5679-nucleotide messenger RNA. RefSeq lists its product as uncharacterized. The transcript is spliced from 6 exons. Gene Ontology annotation, biological process: regulation of transcription by RNA polymerase II. Bases 1 to 5391 code for a protein of 1796 amino acids. The record is from RefSeq and is a predicted model, not a curated record. NCBI's taxonomy places the organism in Eukaryota, Metazoa, Arthropoda, Insecta, Diptera, Culicidae. Gene Ontology annotation, molecular function: protein binding; RNA polymerase II transcription regulatory region sequence-specific DNA binding. Gene Ontology annotation, cellular component: nucleus.